Molecule: messenger RNA, 930 nt
Organism: Penicillium longicatenatum
Lineage: Eukaryota; Fungi; Ascomycota; Eurotiomycetes; Eurotiales; Aspergillaceae
Product: glycoside hydrolase family 128 protein
Exons: 2
Coding region: 1-930 (309 amino acids)
Biological process (GO): fungal-type cell wall polysaccharide metabolic process
Cellular component (GO): fungal-type cell wall
Source: RefSeq, a predicted model, not a curated record
AUGAUUCUUACCCGUGCACUAGUACUCUGCGCUCUGCCGCUACUCGUGGUUGGAGAGCAGUUUGAGAUCCCUGCGGUGGAGGCUAUCGUCGAUAAAGUGCUCCGGAAUUACUCCAAAUGGGUAAACUUUAAAGGCCACUCAAGCCAUUCCGAUACUGCAAAGCGGUCCGCUGCUACCAUCGUCGCGAAGCGUGGAUUAGCAUACAACAACAACAAUCCCGACGGUAAUGCCGCUUAUGCAAAUCUUUUUGCGGGGUACCCUAAGAUUUCAUGGGGUUAUGACUGGGGAUAUCCAUCCUGGGGCCUAGAUUCGGACUUUGAAUUUGUUCCCAUGCUUUGGGGCCUCCCCAGUGGCUCUGACCCCGACUGGACUGCUGCGGUCGAAACUGCAGGCACCUUGAACAUUCUCGGCUUCAACGAGCCAGAUCUAACUUAUUCAGGCUCUUCUAAUAUUCUGCCGGCUAAUGCAGCGGCGGGGUAUCAGAACUACAUGGAGCCGUUUGCCGAGAAGGUCAAGAUUGGCAUGCCGAAUGUUCUUUGGAACAAUGUCGGCUCUUCCUCCGGCGGCAACUAUGACUCCGCCCAAUGGACGCAGUAUUUCUUGGGAAACUGCACUGGGUGCUACUUCGACUUUGCUGCAAUUCACUGGUACCAAGACUGCGACCCGGGCAACGGACAAAGUGGUGCCGAAUGGUUCCAAGGCAACGUUACAGAGGCAUAUCAGACGCUGAAUCUGCCUGUGUGGAUCACAGAGUUUGAGUGUUAUGGGUCAGAUGCGCAGCAGAUCGCCUUUCUACAGCAGGUACUGCCAUGGUUGGAUGAGCAAAGCUAUGUAGAGCGAUAUGCUUACUUUGGAGUGUUUCCCGAUUAUCUUGUAAAUGACGCAGGCAAUGGUCUCUCGGAUAUUGGGGUGGCAUAUGCAACGACGUGA